UAUGCAAAAAAUCCUCUCAAGUGGGGGGAUACUUUGAAGACCAAAAGAGGUAUGAUGCCGAUACUGCUUGUUUGAGAAUGGCCAAUAAGGUUACAAAGUCAUUCGCUGAACGACGAAGAGCAAGGCUUGAGAGUUUACUCGAACCUGAGACCUCGAUAUUUGACACACAUAUGAUGUACAUGAUGACAAGCCUGAUGAAAUGGGUACAAGGUUGUGUUUUGCGGGGAGAAAAGCAGUUGAUGGCGGGCGUUGAUGACUCAGCCGCCGGGCCGAAUUUUGCAUUUGACAGACAGCGAACCCCGUGUUCCACUUACUAUGCUACGCUGAUCAAACUGCAGACCUCGCACACCUCACCUCACAAUGCGCUUUACUCACGAGAUCCUGAGGCUGAAACCAUGACUGCCAUCAUCGUUCGCGCCUUACCUGUUGAUGCGGGUCGACCGGAUAUACCGGCUUACUUUGUAACCCAUCCACGGACACAACAACAACAAACAACAUCUCCACUGCCGCAAGGGCCAAGCCUGUAUCACGGUAUGUGCCUCUCAUCGUAUCUUUCCUUGCUUGCGACAUGCCAAAAAAUGAUGACUGGAGGUGACUCCAUACACUUGACCUGCAGAGGUGCGAAAAAGGAAAGAAGCCGGUUGAUUUCUACACACCCACUCUUAUAUCCUUUUCUUCCAUCAUGCGGUUUGGCAUUGGGUUCGGGCUUGUUAGCAACCCAACUCUACCAUAACCCAUGA
This is a messenger RNA of Periconia digitata, 740 nucleotides long. The record is from the annotation of a GenBank genome assembly. NCBI's taxonomy places the organism in Eukaryota, Fungi, Ascomycota, Dothideomycetes, Pleosporales, Periconiaceae.